UUUGACUUCAAAACUUCUGGAUGCGCUUUUGCAACUGAAAGGCUCUGAAGAAAUGAACCGAGCCAACAAAGUAGCUCAAUGGGGGAAAUGGAAGAACUUUCCACAGUUGGGGAAUUCUACUCAAUUCCCCAGCAAAUCUUUCGCCUGGAGUAGUGUUGAAUUUUUUUUUUCCAGCAUGUUACGUGCAUUCACAAGUUUAACACAGUGUUGUGUCAUUUAUCCAGGUAGCCCUCAAUGCUAGGUCUGUAGUGCAGAACAUUAUCUAUCUUCAAUGGGCUGAUAGUAUUGCAUAUCUCUGAGUACAUUCUAGAUGACCGUUUUUAAUUUAUUCAUCAAACAGUUUUGUGGGCCUGACUUUUCUUCCAUGAAUUUGUGCCUUAUGUAGAGUAUGCUUAGGAGCUGUGUUCUGCGUCAGUGUGUCAACCGUGCCUGGGAUUGGAAUCACAUGGGUGACAAAGACUGGUGGCUAGGUAAAGGCGGUGGCGCAGGUUUGUAAUGAAUACAUUCACGGCUUGGGUACAGAGCGUCGUAACACAUCUGAGAUACCAGGUGCCAUCCCCGCAGUGAGAAAGGGAAGGGGGACAGAUACAAGGCUGAGGGCGAGCCUUCUUCACCCCUAGGUUAGCCAAGUAACUCAGUGUUGGGGGUUUGUACUUGGGGUUUUGUAAUGUUUCAGUGUUGGGGGUUUGUAAUGUUCCCCAAGUGAUUUUAGUGUGCAACAGAGGUUGGCACCUUAGGGCUUGUAAAUAGUAUAGCAUUCAGAAUAUAAAGUCUGAAUUUUCUUGGCUCCAUCCUUCUUCCUUAGAUUAGGAGAAGGGUGUUGAUAGCCAUUUCAAAAUACAUUAUUGGACAAUUUAAAAAAAUUAUUCAGGGUGUGUGCGCAUGCUUUUGUGUGUGUGUGUGUGUGUAGUCAGUUCUCUUUGUAUUUUGCUAUGAGCUCUGGAGGGCAAGCAAUUUCCCUCUGAGCCAUCUUGACCGCCCUAACUGAACCUUUUCCUUAGUUCUUGUCUGAUUCACAGUAUUAGGUUUUCUUUAGGCUCUCUGAGUCGUGCUUAGUAUGUUGAAAACGUGAUUUAAUUUAGUAUAGGGCUGGGUUGAAAACAAACUUUAAGCAAAGUUACCUAACAGUGCAAGACUACCUUUGUAUCCUUUUGUGCCUGUUUGUAAUUCUCCAUCUCUUCAGAGCUGGCUUGUCCUCACUACAGAUGCCUGCUAGAGAGGAACUCCCAGUUGACUCUGCCUGUUUUGCACCUCGUACCCUUGCCUCUCAUCUUCAGUGUUCCUGCUAUCACUGGAGGCAGCUCCUUAUCUGUGAGCCUUAUGAGCCCUCCUCCUCACAUCCCCAGUUCUUCCUACUGUCUUCUCCCUCAUAGGCCUUCCCCUGCAUACCCUCCAGAGCCUUCAUGAUCUUGUUCCUCCCACAUCAGACUGCAGAAUCAGGUUGUUGACGCUCUUUAGCUCUUUACUUUUAACUGGGUUUUGAAAAGCCGGGCUCUUUCAGGUCGACCAGUUCUCCCAAUUGUACCUGAUGCAUGCAUUUCCCCGCUCAACUUGGCUCCUUGCCCAGGCAUUGUCCACACUUCCCACGCCCCAGGAGAUGUAAAUGCUAGUCCCAGCCAUUGAUUGUUCCAGGCUGCCUGACAGAAACCCAUCCCCUGUUCUUGUGCUCUAAUGUCCUCUGCUAUGCCUCAGGAAUUUCGGGAACCUCUUAAACAACAGGGGAGUCCCUUCUUCACCUCUACGGCUUCCUUUCUUUUAUUGUCUAACAUCUUUAAGCAUGUUUAUUUUGUACGUGCUUGCAGGCAUGAAUGAGUUCGCAUAUUUGUGCAUGCACACGUCACAGGUCUGUGUGUCGAGGUCAGAGGCCAGGCUGCAGGAGAGUUGAUUAUUUCUUUCCACUAUGUUGGUUCUGAAGAUUGAACUCGGGUCACCUUCCUUAGUGGCAUGUGCCUUUGCCCUCUGAGCUGUCUCCUCGGACUUAUUAUCACUAUUCUUGAAAAAUAUUUCCCUGCCCACAUCUACAUUCUUCUUCUCCUCUUAGGCUUUCUCGGAAAUUAUUUUACUGAGAGUAGAGAUAGGAACCCUUUCAUUUUUUCCCUUCUAACUCCUGUAUUACAUUUUCUCCAUCUCCUCCUGCCUUUUUCAUCUCUCGUUAAUAGGAUUCAGAGCGGAGCAAGGCAAACUCAAGCCUUUGAGCUAUUUUGCAACUAUUUAUGUUGCACCUGGUGUGUGAAAGAUACCUUCCUUCUUAGGAGUCGUGCAAACCCCACCCCUAUUGAUGUCUUCUUCUAGAAGGGAAGACCCACAGUUAGCAAAUCAAUAAGCCCACACAGGGAUAUCAGGUGUUCGUAAGACUUGUAGUGCUUAAUAAGUCUUGGGGAGGAAUUUACCGGGUGGGAAUCAGUAAGUAGGCUGGGCAGAGAAGACAGCCCAGAUUCUGAAACUAAGAGAGCUGGCUCAGUCAGGGAAACAGCCAAGUAUGGCUGGAGAAACUAGGGGGCAAGGGAAAGAGGGGAGGGGCAGAGGACAUGUGGAUGUGGACAAUGAGGGUAGUGUCUUGUCGUUAUGAGGAGUUUAGCUUUGAUUCUGAGAAUGAUGGGAAAUGUUUGUUUGGAACACUUCCCAUCUUUUUGAAGCUAGUUUGUGAUAACAUCCUUCCCGCCCCCCCCCCCAUCCUCCGCCCCCGGAGAUUGCUUAUAGCAUAUAUGACCCUUAUCUGGCAUUGGAAUCAUUUCUGCUAUUUUGGGGGAGGUUACAGUCGUGGGAUAAGUCAGUCACAGGAGGGAGGGCGCUGAGAGUUAGAACUGGGUUCAGGAAGAGUCCAGGAAGGAAGGCACUGGAUGGGUUUAUGGGAAGAGAGGCUGAGAUAGCUGAAGAGUUCCAAGGAGGGGGUGAAAUGGAGGAUGGGUCUCCUUCCCAGCAUGCACCUUGUGCUGAAGUCUGCAGAAGUUAAGACUGCAUUCUUUAGACAGCAAGUGACGCGAGCGUCUGAAAGAGCACUCCGUGGAUUAUGUAAGGUGGAUUCUGUUCAGCCAGUGACUAAGACUUAGUUCAUCUCAGUUUCCGUUUUCUUCCUUAUACAACAAGGACAUGAUGCACCUUUGUCCACAGAAGUGCGUGGAUUAGAUGAGGUACUCCGCUCGUGUACAGCGCCUUCUCUGGUGUCUGCCAUAGAGUAACCUCCUCUCGAACAAUGAUGAGGCCCCGGAAAGAAAAGUGAGAUAAGAAAUUGGUGCAUGUGUGUGUGUCUGUCUGUCCCUCCCCUCUCCUUCCACAUGCUAGAUAAACACUCUUACUGAGCAGUGCCCCUGGCCCUCUUUUUGCCCCUUAUUUUGAGAUGCCAUUCCACCAAGUCACCUCUGUACUCACUCUACCCCAGGCAGGAUUUGAACUUGGGACCCUCUUAUCUCAGUCUCCCAAAGUAGCUGGGAUAGUAGAGCAGUGGCCUCAGGCCUAGCUAGAAAUUGACUUUAAGGAUACCUACAAAGUGAAAGGGAUUAUUAGACUUGAUUUAAAGAGAGAAUUGAUAGGAUUUAGAAAAUGGUUUCCUGCUGAAUGUGCUGGGUACCUAUAAUCCAGCAUUUGUGGUGUGGAGGUAGGAUGGUCAGCUCAAGCUCACUGCAGUUACAUGCUGAGUUCUAGGCCAGCAUGGUCUACAAGAGACUCUGCCUCAAAACCAACUAACUAACUAACUAACUAACUAACUAGCUAACUAACUAACAUUUUCUAAAAGCAUUGUCAACAUUUUUAUUAUUAUUAUUAUUAUUAUUUUAUUUAUUUAUUUAUUUAUUUUAUUUUUUUGGUUUUUUCGAGACAGGGUUUCUCUGUUUAGCCCUGGCUGUCCUGGAACUCACUUUGUAGACCAGGCUGGCCUCGAACUCAGAAAUCCGCCUGCCUCUGCCUCCUGAGUGCUGGGAUUAAAGGCAUGUGCCACCACACCCGGCUCAUUGUCAACAUUUUAAAGUGGAAUAUGGAAGUGCUUUUCUUGAAACAAGUUUGUUAAUUUUAAGUAUUAAAAAUGGGUGUAAGGUGGAUAUUUAGGAUAGAAUUGAUCUUAACGUUUGCUUUUCUUCUUAGUUAGGGAUUUAUGCUUUGUAGUUAAUUCCACCGUUAAAAUUUCUUGAGUAACUUCCAUUCACUUCUGUCAGAGUUUCCGCCAUCUCACGUGGAAUGAAGAUACAUACUGUGUUUCUCUUAAGAGCGAGAGCACUAAAACGUUCCUGAGCUGGUGGUUCUUAUUUGUUCCUUUCUUCCUGUGUUGUCUGACUUUGUGUGCUAGGUCUAAAACAAACAAAACAACCAAGGCCACGAGGUGAGGUGCUAGUUUCCUUGGCUUUCCUUGAGCUUUGAGGAGCCUCCCUUAGGGCUUUUGACCUCUCUGCUGUAGGAACCCAGGCAUGUUCGUAUAGACCGCGGUCUCCUCACUGCAGAGGAAGGCAGACCUGGAUGUUCUUCAGUGCCGGGGUCUGGGAGUCAUAGCCAGAGAUGUGUAAGCCUUCAUGACUUGAGGCAUUCUUCCUGAACAUGUUAACUGGCUGCUUCCCAAAGAAGCCGGGAAAAUCCUCCUUUAUGUUUCUGUAUUGACUUGCUGUCCGUGGACCUUGCUUGAACGUUGGUCAUGGAGAGAUACCGACUGGUAAUGUCCUCUGUAAGACUUGUAUUGAGAGGUUUGCGUGCUGACUAGCAAAGGCUGAAAGAGUAGAAGGGCACAGUGCUGAAAAGGAGAAACAUCAGGGGAUUUUUAUCCAAGACAGAAUUUAAUGCUGUAAGCUAUACUUGUUUUGUUCUACUUGGUUAUCACUUAGAGUUCACAACAAACGUUUGUCAGCAGGUCCUACAUAUCAGGAACUGAGUUAGUCCGAGGGAUGAUGAACAUAAGUGGUUUCUGGGGACGACCAAUACAAUUUCCAGACAGUGUCACAGUAGCUGAGCUUUGUAGAUGUGGGUAGGGUUGGGGACACCCUGGGCAUGCUAUGCUGAUGGGAGAGGAGGAUGGAUACUGAGGUCUUGUGUCAAGUGGGGGUGCUUCCAUGGAUGGAGCUGAGGGGCCAAAGCAGGUUCUGAGCUGAUCAAGUGAAAGCCCUUGGGGUAUUAAGGAUUCAGCAUGCUUUUGGGGAAGACAGUUUAGUACAUAGAUGCUUGCUACAGACUGUUCACUGUUCGAGUCUCCAUGGAGGUAAAAUGUCUACCUUGCCAGUGCAGCUCUUCCCUUUUUGUUAUUCUCUUUACUUGUGUGCCGUGUUUGGGGCCUCGCUUACACAGCCUUGAGUCAGUACUAUCCUGGGAGCCUCUAAUAACUUUUAUCUUUUGUCUCUGACACUCAUCACUUAUACCUCCCCAAUUUUGUAAAUUCCUCUAUUUUUUUUUCCUGAGGGGAGUUCCUUAUUUUAUUUUAUGUUUUGUCUGCUCUGUGAGAUUUUCAUAUUCACGAUUGCCUGACCUGCCUGACAUCCAGCUGUGUAGUUUAACAUGUCGGUAGCGGGUAAAGAUGUCAGGCGCUUGUCAAAGAGACAUUGCCGUGCCGUGCAUGUUCUGGUCAUUGUCUGACGGUUCGUUUUCAGACUAGGAAGGAGAAUUCACGGCUUGAUUUCAAAACCGAAGAAAGGGCCAUUGCUCUGACCUCACAGCAUACCUUUGCUUGUAGACACUUUGGAUGCUUCGUCUUGUUUUUUCCUUUCCUUUGUGUUUGGGAGUGUCAAAAAGGAUCUCACAGGGGAAAUGGGGUAGUGACGUUCUGUUUGUUUUGAAGUUGUUGAGUUUAGAUUGUGUGUUCAUUUGUGGAGUGUGAAUGGCAGGAUGUAGUUUUGGGGUCCUCCCUGCCAGCAGACCCCCACAUCAAGGUUAUUCUGGGAAGUCUUAUCCAGGGUUAACUGUAAAACACAGGGCUGAACUUUGUCAAACAGGAAACAGAUAUAAAUAACUAUUGAGUCUUAAUUCAAACCAAGCAACUUUCUCACACAUAGUUUAAUAAUGCAUUCUUUGAAAAAAGUAAUUUCCUCUUUUAAAAGAACACUUUAAUUCUUUUGUUUCCGGGCCACUUUCAAUAAGAGACUUUCUCACCUUGAUGUGUGUGUGGUGCCUCCUUCCCUCUAACAGUGGGAAAAUCACAUCUAUUGGCAUUCGAGUUAAAAAUAAAUUAGUGGAAAACGUUGAAGAUGUUUUUAUGUGAGUUGUUUAUCUUGUAGUUUUUCCUGUGUGUAUUUCUGUAGUCUUUGGGUCUCGAUUAAGAACCGUAGAGCUAGCAUGGUUAGCAUUUCUCAGCUUUCAGCAACUGUGCACACAGCCUCAUUUGUUUCUUAAUGAGCCCCCCUCACGGGAUGCCAGUCCUGCAGGUUUCUCAUACUGCAUGUGUGUUUGUGUGCAGGUAUACUGCAUGCACAGUUUUGUACAUAUCUAUGCCAUUUAUGUAAAAAGCAGACGAUUUCUCUGUUUCCAGAGUAGAUGGUGCUUGCCUACGCUGGAUGUUAGCAUGUGAAUGAAAGUAGUUACUGAAUGUACAAUGGCGACAGCAAUGAGAACAGAUGCCAGGCGCAUGGAAUGCCACUUGCAAGUUACAAGAGAUCCACCUUGUUUAUGAGAGUGCUGAGUUGGGUCAUGAAGGACUGGCUUCGUGGUAAUGUUAGCAGUAAGUUCAGGGCUACAGAGAAAGGCUCCCCCACUCUAAUUGAUGGGCCUUGAGAAGGUAACACGUUGUCCUUGACCAAGAGGGUGUGAUGUACACCAGAGCAGGUGAUUGGUUUUUCAUUCUAACCCAGGGGGUGGUAUGCCUUUUCCUCAUUGGCUGAAGUCAAGACCUCACAGUCUUUCAGGAUUGGCUAAUCCUAAAAGAAUCAGUGUGUGCUAGAAAGGAGGACAGGCUUACUGUACUAGGGAGAAUGAGGCCGCUGCUUCAUGCCCUUUGGUGGCUAGGAUGCAGCAGAGGCCCUGUGUAAACAUAAUCUUACCUGAUGGGUUAAGAUUAAAAAAUUUGCAUGGAGUUUUUUUUUGUAGAAAUAGAAAAAACAAUUUUCAUCUCUUGUCUUUGACACAGUUGAAAGUGCUUUAUAGAAAAGACUUAUAUGUUAUGUUUUUAUUACAGCCUGGAUAUUGGAAGUGCCGUGCUGGGCACUGGGAUGUGGAGUAUGGAGAAGGAGGCCGGUUUCUGGCGUGCUGGGCUUGAGGCUUGCUUGGGAGGCCCUGGUGCAGUUUGGUAACAGGCUCGAGAGUCAGGAACCCAUUGUGCUGUGAUGUGGGGCUGUAGGGGAAGCUGGAUGGGAACCUGCUCCCAAAAGUCGUUAGCGAUUGAGACUAAAGCACACGGACUGUUGGAGGAUUGUGUGGGUUCAAACAGACAGAUUAGGGGGUAGGACGUGGGGAGGGGUUCACCUCAGACUUGGGGGCAAUAAAAGAGUUUUGUGAGGUUUACCUUACGCAUGGAACUUAAUUAAAAUAUUUGUGGAAGUGUUUUAAUUUGGCAAAAAAAAAAAAAAGAAGAAGAAGAAGUAAAAUACAGCAAAACCUAUUUUGUUUUUAAGUGGUGGGUGUUGAGGUCUAUGCAAUGUUUGUGAAUGUAUUAAAUUUGAACGAGUAUAAAUUAAGAUGAUUUAGCGUGGAAAAUGAUCCUCAAAAAAAAUCCCCAAACUUACUAGGGCACAACUCCUGUUUCUGGGACAUUGCUGGGACUGAAGGGAUUUAGGCUUAGAAUUCUAUCAACUAUACCUCCCCUAGGUGGAUUUAAAUAUGAACAGACAAUGGAUGGGGUGCCCUUCUGUAAGUCCUUGUGACCUAGUUUAACCCUGAGAAACUGCCAUGGGGAUGGCUAUGAUUUGGAAAUUGAGACACAUAUCUUGCAACAGUGCCCAGGGCCCAGGUGCUUCUGGAAGCUUUCUGGGGACGCAGCACAAGCAACAGAGGGACUGGAAGCCAGGCCUCUGCCGCCACUCUGUUCUUCUGUGAGCCCAUCCGAUUUCCUCUUUAAUAAACAUGAUGAUCUUCACAUUCAGAAUUGCAUUCACCCAGAGAGCCUUUCUGUUCAUUUAAUCUGAAGGUCCUUCCCCGUUUUUGUUUGAAAUUUUUAUUUGAGUUAUCUUCUGCCCAGUUAGAGAAGACUCGAAAGAGGAGGGAGUGUUUCUUUUGACACACGCUAUUCUAGAGGUUUCUUUUACAUAGUUCUUUGUACAUACCACAGACUGCUAGCUGUAUAUAUCAAAUUACUAUUAUUUUUGAAUAUCAUACUGUCUUAGUCAGGGUUUCUAUUCCUGCACAAACAUCAUGACCAAGAAGCAAGUUGGGGAGGAAGGGGUUUAUUCGGCUUACAUUUCCAUACUGCUGUUGAUCACCAAAGGACUGGAACUCAAGCAGGUCAGAAAGCAGGAGCUGACGCAGAGACCAUGGAGGGAUGUUCUUUACUGGCUUGCUUCACCUGGCUUGCUCAGCCUGCUCUCUUAUAAAACCCAAGACUACCAGCCCAGAGAUGGUCCCACCCACACGGGGCCUUUCCCCCUUGAUCACUAAUUGAGAAAAUGCCUUACAGUUGGAUCUCAUGGAGGCAUUUCCUCAACUGAACCUUCUUUAUCUGUGAUAACUCCAGCUGUGUCAAGUUGACACAAAACUAGCCAGUGCACAUACCUUCCCAUCCCCCCUUCUUUUUGAGACCAUCUCACUUUGAAGUCCAGUCUGGCUUUGAUUUGGAAUCAAUCCUACCUGAGCCUUCCCAUUUUGGGAAUAGGGUAUGGCGGUGGGGGUACGAGGAGGUGGGGGAAAGAAGGGGUAUGGAAACGCAGUGUUCCUAACAGGUUCUUUAGAGAGUUUUUGAGAGGAGCUAAAGAAAGGGAUGGGACAUAGUCUGAAGUUUAGGAAGACUGGGGGAGGGGAGACUGACAUGUCGCAUGGUAUCUCAUAACAUCAUUUUAUGUAAAAACAUUAUUUGUUAGUGAAUCGAAUCUGUUUCCAUAUGGGAAAUGCACUUGGGAUCUGUGUUAGGCUUUUCUUUCUAUUCAUUUUAGAAAUCAGGCACAUUGAAAAUUAAUGUUGAUAUUCAUAGACUCAAAAUUAUAGUUAGAAUUAAAAACAAAACACUUGUGAGUGAAAUGGCUCGGUAGGUGAAGCUGCUUGCUGCCAACCCUGACUCCUUGAGCUCUGUCUUGGAACUCUUAGGAUGGGAAAAGAGAACAAACUCCCCCAGAAUGUCCUGACAGGCGGUGUGAGUGUGUGUGUGUGUGUGUGUGUGUGUGUGUGUGUGUGUGAGUUAGUGUGUGUGUGUGAGUGUGUGUGUGAGUGUGUGUGUGUCUCUGUGUGUGUGUGUGUGUGUGUGAGUGUGUGAGUGUGUGUGUGAGUGUGUGUGUGUGUGAGUGUGUGUGUGUGUGUGUCUCUGUGUGUGUGUGUGUGUAUACACAUAUACUAAAUAAAUAAAUGUAAUUUAACUUAAACUAAAACAGCUGCAGCAUAAUAGCUUGUAAUCGGUGGUGGCCAUUAACCUUUCCGUGAUGUUUUUACCUCUUUGUUUUGCCUCUUUCUUUGUCAAGGUAAUUGUGGGACUAGGGGAAAUGGGGAGGAGCCCUGAGUGGUGGCAGAUGGUGUUGCCCAGAGCUCAGUUGUGAUGGCCUGUCAAUCAAAUCAGUUUCUGAUUAAAACCCCAUUACCUUCUGCCACAGGAAGUCCUGCCCCCUCUGCCCUUGCAGGUUUUUUUUUUUUUUUUUAUUCGUUUGACCUUUAUUGUGUUUGAUUUUUGUAAUCUCAAAUUUCUUUUUCCUCUUUAAUUCUUUUUCCACAUUUGGACGUAGAUAGGAGAGAAUUCAGUCCCGUGUUUUAGGGAGUGGUAUCAAAACACAUUUAUUUUGUUCGGUGUUUUCUGCUCCAUCCUUCCUUAAAGAUAAAGACCCUUUCUCUCUGUGUGAUUAUGAGACUGUUGGGUUUGGGUGUGCCUCUCUGUAAUGCUCUGAUAUGAAAGACUGACUGCAUAGAAACUCUUAGACGACUCUGAUAUGGAUCCUGGAGAACAGUAGCUUCUCAGUUAUUUUUAGGCAUACCUGUCUAUCCUCAGUAUGAACAGCGGAGGCAUGUUGCCGUUUCCCUGGUAACUUCUCGUGGGCAUUAGUAAAUACGACGGGACCCUAGAGUUUUCCCUCAUCUGAACGGCAUUUCAGGGAAUUCCUAUAAAGUGACAAAAAUGUAUUCCUGAAGGGAACUCUCAUGCCAUUUAUUCUACACAGAUCAUUUUAUGGUGAGGCCCAGAGACGAAAAUUGAUUUUGUCUGUCCACGAUUAAGAGAGAGAAAUGUAGGCCCAAGUGCAGGUACCGGCUCUUUAAACGAUAAUUCACGCUGCAGCGCACACCACGCAGUCCGUCUCUCAGUCACGUGGACCCAGGGGCGGAGCCUGUGGAGCCUCGUGGUGUUUCUUGUUUCUUAAAUGUUGACAGUAAAUUUUGAGAAGCUGUAGGGUAGAGGCCCCUGGUCCAUUCCCAUACAUUUAUUAUUAUUGCUAUUAUAUUGGUGUUAUUAUUGGUAUUAUUAUUACUAAUGUUUCACAGGAAGUGUGUGGCUUUUGGAAAACAGGGAGGCAACUCGUGAGUGACGUUCUUAGAUUCUUGCUCUCAUGUUCAGUCUGUGAGGACAAUUUAUCUUUCCACAUGACUUGAGUGUCUUCCCUGCUCCAAGUAUCUGCAAUUAAAACAUUCCUGCAGUCACCACAUUUGUUGUUGUUGUUUUCUUUUUACAACUUAUUGCAGACUUUUUUUUGGGAAACCUAUUUUUUUAUGGCAAUUUCUUGGUGCCUGGACUAGCAAGGCUCUGUUCACAACAAGGCCUCUGUCAUAAAUAAAAAGGAUGUAUAGUGCCAGCUUGCCGACUCAGAUAUGGUAUGUUGUACAGACGACAAGCUUCUCAGUUUUCCUAGAUUAAUGUGUUCACAGUGGGCUCCAGUUAGGUCUAGUUAGGUUUAGUACACCAUUUCCAGGAUUUCUUUGGCAUUUAUUUUGUCAAAAGACACUAGUAAUAGUUUUAGAAGGAUAAUUUAUCAUCUGUCACCUGGUUUUUGUUGUGGUUUUUCCUCCCAUCUUUUAAAAAUCUCUGUUCUCAGUAGGUAAUAAAAUCCUAUUAUUAUUCAUUAUACUUAGAGGUAUAGUGUGUAAUGAAAUGAUUGAGGUGGUUUUUGUUUUGUUUUGUUUUUUGCAGCUGUAUCUAUAGGCAGAUGUUUCUCAUGGUGAGAGCCAGGUAUAUUUCUAGCUUGUAUGGUUGUGAAAGUGUGCUAGAGGUUUGGCUCGAGAGCUUGAUUUACACAGCUAAUAAGUUGCAAAGGUCUGAACGAAGCUAUUGCCAGUCCUUGUGAGGGUCCCACUCUUAAUUUCACUUGGAAUGUUUAAGGGACUCUGAGCUUGAACUCUGAUGUCGCAGCCUCAGACUGCAAAACGCAGAAAGGGCCAGGCAGCACUUCUAGCUGUUGCGACUUCAGAAAAACACAAUAUUAUUAUUGGAAUUUGGGGGUCCUUUUAUCGUUACCAGAGGGCACAAGGGAGGUUUGUUUCCCUUUUCAGGGGUUCUUGGUCUCAUUCAUCAAUAAAAGAUUUUAAGGAUGGGCGGCUCAAACAGAAGCCCAAGGGCAAUUUUAUUAGGGUUUAAAAGAAACAAGCCAGAAUAGGCUAGCUGUAAACUUCAGCUGCUGCCAAGGGAGGUGAGUGUAAGGGAGAGGAGAAGCCAUGCUGUUUAAGCUAGCGUAAGGGUCAGAACAUGGUGGGCAAGCAGCCAUGUGGCAGGCAGGCAGGGAGACCUGAGAGAAAGCACAAGGAAUGGAGAAGCAUGAUCCAGAGAAGCAGUCUGGACUCACUCCAGGCUGCAUGGCUGCUGACCUGUAAGCCUGUGCACUGCGCAUUCUUGGGAGGAGAAGUCUAGAACUCACAAUAGGAAAAGGAUUCCACCCAUCUCUGAGUGUGGGUUAAGGUGAGCGUCUCUUCCUUGGGCUGGUGGUCUCUGAGCCACAGGGCUCCACUUCCCCAGUGGUCUGCUGCGACUCCACCCAAGCCAAGGAGUCUCUUCUGUUGCCUGGGAUCUUUUUUUUUCUCUAACAAGGCACUGGCACUGAACGGACCUGCUUAUCCUCCGCUGAGGUUCUAAGAUGGUGUGGGCCUUGCCUGGCUUUGGGAACGGAACAUACAGUUAGUGACAAGAAUUCGUCUAAAGAUCAAAUGAUGACGCCUUAACCUUCAGAAUGCAUGAGCCAGCCGUGCUGCGUAUUAUAAAAGAGACUGAGAUAACCAGAACAGUCAAGAGUUGAACUAGUGCUAGGUAGAGUAACGGAUAAGAUAGGGAAGGAAGAAACUAAAGUGAUCAGGGCAGUGUGAGUGUGUGUGUGUGUGAGUGUGUGUGUCUGUGUGUGUGUGUGUGUGUGUGAGUGUGUGUGUGUGUGUGUGUGAGUGUGUGUGUGUGUGUGAGUGUGUGUGUGUGUGUGUGUGUGUGUGUAUGUGUGUGUAUGUGUGCAUGUGUGCGCGUGCACCUGUGGGUGGGUGGGCGUGGUGAGAGUGCUCCAGGGUUCCCAGGCCCCUUGGGAAGGCCUUGUUGAUCUGAGAAGGGGGAGUGACCAGAGUUGGAGUAUUUAUCCUGUCUGUUUGACCUUGCUUGGAUUGGUCAUCAUCUUAGUUUCUGUGUUGUUGGGGGAGGGUCUUAGAAAUAGACCAUACCGAGGUCUAUUUCUUUGCUUCUGUCAAGACCUUUGUGGUGCAGACAGCAGGACUAGUUAUAAAAGAAGUCCAGACUGACAGCCCCUCACCAGUCCUUUCUUUUGGUGAUAACAGACCCCGUCUCUCCCCAGGACAAGGACGGUCUUCUUGAGACCUCUCAGAACACUGAAAAGGAGACGCGUCAACAAAAAGCUUUCUGAGUUUCAGGCUGUGCUUGCUUCCCAUUUGAUUGUCAAAAGGCCAGAUCCAGGGCCUUACCCAGACCAGGCAAGCUCCGUACCGUGUACUGACUCUUGUUCCCGGCCGGGCUUGCGUUUUCUAACCUUAGAGGUCUGCCUUACAGCCGGUCUACACACGCAUGCCUCUAUUAUACAGGAAUCCGACUUAACACAAAAUUACAUAAUUGCUUAUUUUGAGAAGCCCUGUCCGUCCUCCAGUGCGUUUGAGUCAUGACAGAAAGUUGAAUUGUGUUCUUGUGCUCCAUUUAAAAAAGCAGCAAAUUCUAUAAUAAUACCAUUAUCCUGACGCUUACUGGGAGAUGGUUAUUUGAGGAGCGCAUAAAAAAGUCAUUUGAUCUUAGGGGAAAAUACAUGUCAGCUUAAUUACCUAUAUUCUACAGGUGAGGAAAUAAAAGACCAAAAAAAGCUAAAUAUAGUAGUGCUACGUAGAGGGAAUCUUCUUACAUUAAAUUUAUUUUCUAUGGUGGUGAAUAAUGAUAAUGUUAUUUUAUCAUUGGGAUAUGUUAAAAACACAACUUUGGGGUAGGCUGUCUUAAUUAGAGUUGCCUGGUACUGUAUUCUGAGGCUUAUUUUUAAUAGAAGAAUAAAGAAUCAGUUUCAAUUUGUUACCAUUAGACAGAGCUGUGCUUCCUCAGUGAGUUCUGAGGCUAGCAGGCUUGUUCCUCUGUCUGGGCUCAGUGACACAGCGCCUUUGAGAAGAUUCAGAUCGUAAGAAACCCUUCCUUGCUAAGAACCCGCUUUCAUUUGUUUGCUUGGUCCAGGUCAGUCUUAGUUGUCUUAAGGGCACAGCCUGCGGUCGUCUGAGAGAAGAGGCUUCGGUUGGGUCAUUGCCUAAACCACACUGGCCUGUGACAGAAUUUGUGCGGGACCACCUUGGUUGUGAAUUAGUCCAUAAAGGGGCCCUUAAACACUGGACAGCAGCAUCCUUAGUCAGAUGGCCCUGGGUUAUGUUACAAAGUGUUUUCGAGCGCUUUGCUGCAAGGGACCACCACCUGCGCGCCCUGAAUAUGACUUGGUUUGCAUAGGUCUCACGGGCUCCGGGAAAACCAGCCUGCUGUCCGAGCUCUGCAGCGAAAGCCCGGAGAACGUUGUGUCGACCACAGGUUUUAGUAUAAAGGCAGUGCCAUUCCAGAAUGCCGUUUUGAAUGUAAAAGAACUUGGAGGAGCUGACAAUAUCCGGAAAUACUGGAGCCGCUACUACCAAGGAUCUCAAGGGGUCAUAUUCGUAUUAGACAGUGCCUCUUCAGAGGAUGACUUAGAAACUGCUAGGAACGAACUGCACUCCGCUCUCCAGCACCCACAGCUAUGCACUUUACCCUUUUUGAUAUUGGCCAAUCAUCAAGACAAGCCAGCAGCUCGCUCAGUACAAGAGAUCAAAAAGUAUUUUGAACUUGAACCACUGGCCCGUGGAAAGCGCUGGAUCCUGCAGCCCUGCUCUCUGGAUGAUGUGGACACACUGAAGGACAGCUUCUCCCAGCUCAUAAACUUGUUAGAAGAAAAAGACCACGAGGCAGUGAGAAUGUGAGACCUGACACAGAAGUUCCGGGAAAGCCUCGAACCCGCCGUGUUCGUUCCCCAUCGUGAUUCCAUGUUGGUAUCGAGACUGGCCCGGCUUCGGUAUCUACUUGCCUCUAGCUAUUUCAGACUUUCAUCUCUCUGCUAACGUGACUAUUCUGAUAAGUCAGGUGGAUUAUCAUCGGCAUUAACGUCAAGUACACACUACUGAGAGAGAACUGAUUCUCUGGUUACCACUAAUUAUCUUCACCGCAUGUCUCUUCCUCCUGUUGGUCUAAGAAUCUCUUCUCUGCUUUGUGCUAAAGUGGAUGGAACUCACAGAAACGAGACCCGUUCUGAAGACCUCAGAAAGGCUCAUGUGGUUUCACUAACUUCUCUGGACUUGGGAUCAGAAGAUUCUGUCUGAGACUCCACACGAUGGAUACGCCAUUGAUAUUUCCGUGAUCUCUUAGGGGUUGGAGGUUUUUUUUUUUUUACAUUUUAUUUUAUCUCAUCUGGUUUUCAUAUUGUUUUCUUGUGUGUGUGAGGAUAUUGACUUUGUAGGCUGAGUGAAAAUGGCGGCCCAAAACUUCACCCAGUCAUCUUCUCUGGCUCUGAAAAACUCUAGAAAGUAGACAUGGAAGAAUUGAAAAACUCUAGAAAGUAGACAUGGAAGAAUUGAAAAACUCUAGAAAGUAGACAUGGAAGAAUUGCUUGGUCCUGCCUGCGGCCGUGUCCCCUGCCUUAGGAGGAGGGCAUCCUAGCUAAGGGAGUGGGAACCAGUUUAGGCAAGAACAGGCACCACUGAUUUGAAUCUGAACUCCUCAAAUAUUUUUAACGUCAUUAGUCUGCAUAAAACCGAGCUGCAACAUACGCAUCGGCCUUUCCUAGAAAUCAGAAAUGUUUGAAUGAAAUCUGGAAAAUGGCUUUUCAAAUAAUUAACAUAACAGCCAAAGUCUAAUUCACGGUUAGGACUUAAGCUGGCAUGGGUUUGAUGAAGCUCAAAGAGGAACCCCGUUAUUUAUUCAUCAAAGGCUAAUGUCACUUAGGGGAGUGUGCUCAUUGAGUUGUUAAAGGUCUGUCAGUACUUUUAUUAUAAACCUCUAUUUUCAGGGGUGUCAAUGUGCCCUUAGAGUAUGCUGGGCUACAGCAGAUAAAUAAACUCAGUCUGAAACUAAUUUUUUUCCACUUAAUUUAAAUGAUACAAUUGCCUAGAGUAAAAUGUACAGUUUUAGUAAGAUUUAGCACCUUUGACCUUUUUGAAAUCAGGACUAAUCUAUGAAUAUUCAGGUUCAUAGAUGAAAUAUUCUUUGGCAUAUCUUGUAGACACUUGACCACUCAUUAAAAUACUAAGUGGCCAAAUGAUAGAAAACUGCUCCCUAAGCCCAAGCAAUAAAAAAACCAUGUCUGUCAUUUUUAGGUAGUGUAGACUGAUACCCCGAUGCCACAGACUUAGGGCCAUAUUUAUCACAGGGUGACAGGAAACCUUGUGACUCUCCAGAGGAGAGUCCUCAGAACCCUGCACAGUGCUCAAAUGCAGUAUUUGUGAUUUCAUCUUGUAAAUGGAUUUUAAUAAAAAAGACCCCACACUUCUUUAAGCUUAUAUAUAUAUACAUAUAUAUGUAUGUAUAUAUGUAUAUAUAUAUAUAUAUAUAUGGCAUGGCCCAGAGAAGGACCCAUGAUAAUUCAUUUUGUCUAAAGUAUCCUUGAAUAUUUUUAAAACUGUGACGAUCCACAGGCAGCACAAACCUUUAAUCCACAUGAGCAGUUAAACGAUUCCUGUUUUUAUUUUGUCCCUCCCGUGCUCAUCUUCCAUGAAAAUAAAUAAAUGAAUGAUUUUUUUUUUCCGGGCUUUGCUCUCCCUGCAAGUUCAUUAAAUGCAGAAUGUUGUCUUUUGAGGAUCUUGUGGCCGAACGCUCCUUGCCAUCUGUUAAAUGACUUCCCGUUGUCUGUGUGUGUUCAUGUGCGCCAGUGAUGGGCUUCUCCACAGCCCCCGAGACUGUCUGAGGCGUCGCAGCCGUCAGAAUGAAAACAUUAUCAAUCAGUACCCAACAACAGCUGUUUUUGACAAGUUUCUGUCUGACGCCUGAUGCUUUACAACUGUCAAUAAGGCUCUUUCUUUGUCUAGCAGGUCGCAGCUCGCUGUCUUACUGCUUCUUCUUGGCAUCCUGGACUCUGUAACCCUAGAAUUUACUGUGUUUGGGAAACCCAGGUGGGGGAGGGGAGGGGGGAAAGGGGAGGGGACAUUCGUCUUGUUCUUACUUUUGUGUGAGGUGCCACAGGUGUCUUGGUUUGCAUAUUCAAAGAUAUAGGAAAACAGUCUGUUGUGUAUUUCCUCAGUGAGCAUCUUGUUAUAUUUAUGGAAGUGACCCAUUUUUGUACCUUCUUAGCUAAAGCGGUUGCCUCUUUUUAUACUGGCAAUUAAUUUAUAUAAGACUUUGUAUCUACCAUAGUUUACAGUAUUGGUUGCUGGAUAACUGCCAUAUCGCCCUGUCUUUCUAUGGAGAUUUACUCUAUCCAGACUUAAAAGUUGACAGGCUCACAUGGGCAUUUGCUAGGCAACAAGAACUUGCCCUAUUCACAAUUUAUAUGAUUUCCACUGUCUUGCAAUGAAAAUAAAUGCUGAGUAGAACAGGC
Molecule: messenger RNA, 17021 nt
Organism: Mus musculus (house mouse)
Lineage: Eukaryota; Metazoa; Chordata; Mammalia; Rodentia; Muridae
Gene: Arl15
Product: ADP-ribosylation factor-like 15
Exons: 5
Coding region: 13825-14415 (196 amino acids)
Molecular function (GO): GTPase activity; GTP binding
Source: RefSeq, a predicted model, not a curated record